AGGUUUGUGCUGUUGCAGUUGCAGCUAAAUCUUUUUUUUUUUUAAUUGACGUUUGGGGUUUGCACUUUGAUUUAAGUGGACCUAAAGCUGAGAAUUAAUUAUUUACUUUUUUUUAGUCUUACGUGUGUGUGAAAAUAACUCUUUUAUGAGCGGUGUUUAUGACGCUCACAGACGUGUCCGUGUGUUUGAUGUAUUUAGCGGCGACGUGAUUCGUUUCAAUUAUCAAGAAACCAGUCACUUUAAUGGUGAAGGAAGCAGCUAAAGACGACAGUAUCAAAGUCAUAGUCAAUAAAACAUCAAGCCAUCAAACACAACAUUAUAGUUUGUUGUGUUUAUAACAUGGACAUGCUCACAGGAGAGUGGUUACCAAUGGAGACAGGAGACGCUUAACGAGAUAUCUACUCUCAGUCCUGAACGCUACAAAGGCAUAUUCAACAUGGCAACAAAGCCAAGGGGCAAACCAUCCAAAAGUUCAUUUGGAGAUGAUGAUUUGCUCGACAGCUUAUUUGAUGAUACAAAACAUCAAGUCAGGGGGAGAGCACCUCGCAGUGGACCGCUGGUUCGCUCUUCUGCUACUGACAACAUCUUCAGUAUGCUCACAGAGGAGGCGAAGAGGGAUGGCGGGGGGUCCGAGGAUUCUGAUGUCUCCGCAGCAGAUCCAAAUGACAUACUGAAGAAUAUGAAGGACAUGGAUGAUAUGGAUGCUGAGCUUUUUGGAUCAAAGAAAAACCAGAGCUCAGCUCCUGCUCAAACGAUGUCGUCUGAUAACAAAGGGACAAAGAAAGACUCUGCUACAACAGAAACUUACCUUAAACCAGAGGAAUCAGGUGAUCCCACAAGGGCAAAGAAUCCAAACUCUACUCCUGCUUUGACCACCUCACAAAACUACAAGAAGUUCACCUUCUCUGAAACUGGAGGUGACGAUAAACGCCUUGUUCAGACAACUCAAAAUGAAGAUGAAGAUGACCCCCUGGCUGAUCUACUUGAUGACCUGCUUCCAGAUGAUACAAAGCCCAAAUAUAAAUCCAGCAUUCAACGGUCCAAACCUGAAAAGUCUGUGGCCUCUCCUUCAGCAUCCCCCGUCCUGGAGCCUGAAACACCUAAGGCAGCAAAGAAACCUGCUGAUCUUACAUUUGAUGACGAUAAGGACGACCUGUUGGAUGCACUCGGACUUGACAGCGAUGAAAACUAUCCUAAGAAAAAAGAGAGCGUUCUUUGGCCCAACAAGGAAAGGACUGAGCCGUCUCCAAGAGCUCGUACGAGACUUGACGAGAUUCUGCAGAGUUUGACUUCACCUCGUCUCCUCGAACGACCUCCAACCGGUGAGAUGAGGGACCAGGCACCGUCUCAAGAGGAGCAACGUCAGGAGAAGACCUCUGGGGGGAAAGAGCCACUUUUAGAAGAUGACCUCACAUUCGGCUCCUAUCAGCCCACUAUGGUGUCCACACCUGAAGGACGCCACUCCCGCAGACCGUCUGUCAGAUUUUCCACUGAGGAUGUGAGCAUGUCUACCUCGGAGAAGAAACCGAAACAAACAACCACCGCCUCUAGACAUCGCAACUCAGCCGACUGGCUAGGCCUCAAGACAGACGACGACCAAUCCUUUCUUAAGGGCGAUGCCAAAGAGACCACCACGACUACAAAGGCCCCUUCAUCUCCUGUAACAGAGAGAAGAUCCUCAGUGAGUAGUAGUCCUGUCCCAUCUGCUGCUAGAUUGGCUGCAGCCUCCCCGAUCCUAGCCGAUGGUGUCCCCAAACAAACCAAGCUGGACGCCUCUAAAAGCGAGAAGAGCGGAGAAGAGGAGGAGGAGGAUGACUGGCUAGCAGGAGCGCUGAGCAGGAGGAAGGCUCGGUCAGGGGUUCACUCUGAUGCAAAAGCAGCCAAGCAGGAAGACUCUCCAAGCCCGGAAGAAGUAGUGGAUCAGGAGUCAGUUUUAAGCCAACAACCCACUACACAAGCUCCUACAGGCAAAGAGGACACUCUUCCAUCUGUCAAAGAACCAAGAAAUUCUUUGCUUACACAGUCCAGUCCUUCUGCUAAUGUUGCUCCUGUUGAAGAGAAGAGGACCAAACAAGAUUCUCCUCCUCAGGCUGCUAGCAGCGUUAGCCACACUGAACCACAGCCUCAGUCCCAUCCCCACCACUUAAUACCGUCUAAUGAAGGAUCUGCUGUGCCUCGGGUGCCCGGUCAGGCUCUAAAUGAAACCCCUCAACAGCCUCCAGUGCUCCCACACAUGUCCGCUGUACUGACAGACAGCCUGCAGCAGCUGCUUCUACAAUCACAGUUGCUCGGUCUGGGAGGAUUUGUGGACGCAGCGUCUCCGCAGAGAGGUCUCGAGAAAGAGAAGCAACCUGCUGAAUAUCAAGCUUUACAGGCUCGCAUCAUCCAGCUGGAGGGACAGGUAAAGAAACUGAAGUUGGAGUGUGACCAGAGCAAAUCGUUGCUGGAGCUCAUGGACACUGCACACAAGGCUCAUGUGAAGCGGCUUGAAGAAAUGGCAGCCCAGAGGGAAUCGCAAGCGCGUCAGGAGUGCGACGACAUGAUGGAGCGCCUGGCCGCUGUUACGCGGUCAGGAGAGCAGGAGCACUCGGAGCUGCAGGCUCAGUAUCAGCGCAAACUGACCCAGGCCCUGCAAGAGAGAGACCGUGAGGUGGAGAGACUCAGAGACCUCCAGAGGAAGUCUAUCUUAGAGAUGAAGAAAGACCACGAGGACCAGGUCCGGAGGCUGAAGAAGCUAAAGGACGAGGAGGUUGAUGCAGUGACGAGUGCAACUUCUCAGACCAGGUCUCUCAUGGGGGUGAUCGAGCAGAUGGAGCAGUUCUCCUCUCGGCUCGGAGAUCUUUCUUCUCGAGUGGAGAGCACUCACGAACACACGGCUCAGUGCCUGGAGCAGGGGGUGCGGCACAGAGACGAGCAGUUUCGAACGAUGCAGGACCGUCUGACUCAGAAGCAGAAAGCUAUGGAGGAGGAGAGAGCGUACCUCAAAGAAAUCAUUUCCAGGAUGGACACGCAGAUCAAUGAGCAGCAGAGACAGCUUGAGAAGGAGCGCUGGAAAUUGACAGCAGAGCAGGCCAAAGCAGAGUCUACCCAGAGAGGCCUGGAGGACGAGCGGCGUUCCGUCAGCAUGCAGAUCAACAUGGAGAGAGAGGAGCUGGAAAGAGCUAAGAGCGCCUUACUGGAGGAGCAGAAGUCAGUGAUGCAGCACUGUGCAGAGGAGAGGAAGAAGCUGGCGGCUGAGUGGGCUCAUUUCCACACACUGGAGAAGCAGAGACACGAGAGGGCCGAACGGGAGGUCAGCAGCCUCCUGGAGAAGAGAGAGGACUCCAUCAUCAGUCUGGCACAGGAACAAGCUGACCUAAAGCUUCAUACGGCAGAGCUGAAACAUAAACAGGUGGCUUUGGCACAAGAGAAAGAGACUCUGGAGAAACUGAGAGAAGAGAUCGACAUGGAGAAAGAGAGAAUUAGCAGCACUGCAUUGAGACUCAAGACACGAGCCCAAGAGGUGGAGGCCUUUAGUAAGCUUGCAGCAGACAAGCAGGAGAAGGGAGAACGAGCGCUGCAGGAGGCAAAGCGUAUCGAGGCUGAGCACGGGGCAAGGCUGAGAAAUCUCCACGCGCAGACAGAGCGGCUGAGGCAGCAAGAGCAACGAAUGCUUCAGGAGCGAAUGAGGGUAAGUCAUCUGCAGAAGGAUUCGGAGAAUUCCAUAAACCACUUGCCACAAAUGAUUCAACCAAUUUUACCAGAUGCAGGUUCAUUCAUGCCAAACCCUGAGCUGACCUCAACGGUGAAUAUUCCCCCUCCGACUUCGUUGGCCGACUCUCAGGCCUCAGCUCUUCAGGCUAGUCUGGCUCUAUGGAGGUACAGCGCAGAAAAGGACCGGGAAUUCCUCGCCGAGGAGCAGAUCUUCUUGGACAAUUUGAAAAAGAAGUCUAACAGGUCACUUUAACACAGAUUGACAUUUUUUAUUUUAACAGUAUUAAUCCCUGAGGGGAACUUCUGCUUUACACUCUGUUCUUG
Messenger RNA from Labrus mixtus (cuckoo wrasse), 4017 nucleotides. Its product is annotated as fas-binding factor 1 homolog. Bases 437 to 3946 code for a protein of 1169 amino acids. The transcript is spliced from 30 exons. The record is from RefSeq and is a predicted model, not a curated record. Gene Ontology annotation, cellular component: ciliary transition fiber; centriole; ciliary basal body. NCBI's taxonomy places the organism in Eukaryota, Metazoa, Chordata, Actinopteri, Labriformes, Labridae. Gene Ontology annotation, biological process: cilium assembly; establishment of epithelial cell polarity.